AUGAUGUAUAACUCUGGCUUUUGCCCUGUUGAUGCUAGCGGUGCAGAACUUCCGUGUCCUGAUGGUUACGGAGCCAUUAUUGCGACAGGAUCUGUUUGUGCCCUUAUUGAAAUUGCUAUCUCAUUUUUACCUCCAAAGGUGAUCAAGAAAUUAUUUCCGCCCAUCAUCACGGGCUCAGUUGUCGUUGUUAUUGGCUUAUCAUUGGUGAAAAGUGGAUUUAAAGAUUGGCUUGGUGGAUCGGGUUGUAUGUCGAGCGACUAUUGUCCAAGUGCGAGUGCACCACAUCCACUGCCCUGGGGUUCGGCUGAGUUCAUUGGGCUUGGUUUCCUUGUCUAUGUCAGCAUCAUCGCUUUUGAGAAGUGGGGAGCGCCAAUCAUGAAAUCCUGCUCUGUCAUCUUGGGACUGCUAGUUGGAUGUAUUGUGGCGGCUGCGUGCAAUUACUUUGAUAAUUCAUCCAUUUCAAGCGCACCUGUUGCUAACUUCUUGUGGGUCAAGACUUUCAAGCUGAAAGUUUAUGGCCCAGCGGUACUCCCAAUGCUUGCACUGUACAGCACUUCAGCAUUACAAGCCAUUGGAGACAUCACUGCAGCUUGUGAUGUUUCUCGAGUUGAAGUAGAAGGCCCGCAGUUUCAAUCCCGGAUCCAGGGGUGCCUUGUUGCAGAUGGUGUCAGUGGGGUCUUGUCUGGUCUUUUUACUCUCACUCCUGUGGGCACAUUUGCUCAAAACAAUGGAGUGAUUUCCAUUACUAAGUGCGCAAACAGAAAAGUCGGAUAUUGGUGCUGUUUCUACCUCAUCGUAAUGGGUGUGUUUUCCAAAUUUGCAGCAGCAUUGGUUGCAAUUCCAAAAGCAGUGCUUGGUGGAAUGACGACAUUCUUAUUUGGAUCCGUGUUUGCCUCUGGGCUCAGUAUCAUUGGCCUUUGCAAGUUUACGAGGAGAGAUAGAUUUAUUCCAACCGGAGCUUUAGUUCCUGGAUGUGCCGCUGUUCUGAUUCCGACAUGGUUUGACAACGUGUUUACAUAUUCCGGGUCAAAUGAUGCUCUUACGGGGUUCCUUCAAGCAAUCAUUAUGGUCAUGGAAACUGGAUAUGCUUUGACUGCCGUGUUGGGGGUUAUACUCAACCUUAUUAUUCCUUGGGCUGAAGAUGACUUUGAAGCAUACGGCAUCUCGGAGAACGUUGAACUCGAUAAUGUGAGCAACGUAAACGUUGUGAUGGGAGCUAAAGAACUUGAAAGUCAGAGCUUGUAG
Messenger RNA from Ogataea haglerorum, 1245 nucleotides. RefSeq lists its product as uncharacterized. The transcript has a single exon. Gene Ontology annotation, molecular function: xanthine transmembrane transporter activity. The coding region runs from base 1 to 1245 and encodes 414 amino acids. NCBI's taxonomy places the organism in Eukaryota, Fungi, Ascomycota, Pichiomycetes, Pichiales, Pichiaceae. The record is from RefSeq and is a predicted model, not a curated record. Gene Ontology annotation, cellular component: membrane; fungal-type vacuole. Gene Ontology annotation, biological process: xanthine transport; transmembrane transport.